AUGGCUUCCACACAACAGGACGAGAGCUUGUCGGAAGAUCUGGCUUGUCCCAUUUGCCUUGACUUCUUUACCGACCCGGUGACACUGCAGUGCGGCCACAACUUCUGUCGCUCCUGCGUCACCCGGACUUGGGAGACAACGGAGAAGAUCUGCUGCCCGGAAUGCGGCGAGGAGUUUGCAGAAAGAAACCUCAGAGCCAGCCGCGCCUUGGCGAACUUGUCCGAGAAAGCUCGAAAAUUGAACCUGAAGACAAGAGAGAAGGGGGACAAAUUUCUCUGCGACGAACACCAGGAAGAACUGAAGCUGUUUUGCCAAACCGACACGAAGCUGAUCUGCUACUCUUGCAGAGAUGCGCGGGAACACCGGGAGCACCAUUUCAUGCCCGUUAACGAAGCUGUUGAAAUAUUUAAGGCUUUGGUGAAAUCUUCCCUGGACUCUGCCACAGAGAAGAAAUCACUGAUUCUGGAAAUGGAGCACCAGCAGAAACAGAAGAUUUCUGAGAUCAGGGACCAGUCACAGGUUCUGGAGAAGCACAUCAUGUCAGAGUUCUCCGAAAUGCACCAGUUUCUCACUGGGAAGGAGAAAGCUUUGAUCGCCGAUCUCCAACAAGAGAAGGGGGAGAUUUUGGGAAAGAUGCAGAAUAACCUUCUAGAAAUCCAGGAGUGUUUAAAAUCUCUUCAGCGGAAACUCUUCAAGUUGCAAGAACAGAUGGAACAAAAAGACAUAAUGCUCUUUCUGAAGGAGGACUCUUGGCGUAAUACAAGUGGAAAUGAUGAGCACCAGGAACUGUCAGUCAAGGACGGCUUUCUGAAUGUGGAAAAAUUCAAAGGACCUUUCUUGGAAACAGUGUGGAAGGAGAUCCUCGAUGCCUUUAAUCCUGCUUCUGUGACCCUGGAUGUGGAAACGGCAAAUCCGAGACUGGAAGUGUCGGACGAUCGGAAGAGCGUGCGGCUGAGCGGGACCUGGAGCAGUCUCCCUGACACCGGCAAGAGGUUCACCGACUGGGCUGGUGUGCUGGGCUCAGAGGGAUUCACAAUGGGGAGACAUUACUGGGAGGUUGCGGUGGCGGGAAAUUAUGUCUGGAGUGUGGGAAUUGCUGCAGAGUCUGUGGAGAGGAAGGGAUGGGUGGGAUUGAUCCCAGAGAAUGGAUUCUGGACUAUCGGACGGGUUGGUGCCAGAUUUUAUGUGAACACUUCCCCUGGGUCCCCUCUCCCUGCUGAGUCCAUACCGGAGAAGCUGGGGAUUCGUCUCAGUUACGGGCUGGGCACGGUUUCAUUUUACAACGCGGACACCAAGUCUCAUCUCCACACCUUCACUGGGAAUAAAUUCACGGAGAAACUUUAUCCUUUCUUCUGGACUGGGGAUGAAAAUAAGUGGCUGAGAAUCUGCUCCGGUUCCGCUCUGGGUCUGUAAGCGGGUCGGGUUGCAGAACCAAUGUCGGGAGUGGGGCUCAUGGGCUGUAGGGGCAGAAACCCCUUUGAAAACAAGAUGGCGUUGAAUGGGUCCCAUUUCACAAAUAAGUCCCAGUGAAGUCUGUAAAUAAAACCAGCGAGAAAACAAAGGUCAGAAGAAUGAUAAGUAAAUGAAUAAAUUCUCCCACGCCUCUUCUACUGUCAUUUGCUCCCUGCCUCGUUCACUCAAUCCAUACCAUCGCCUUUUGUAUAAUUGAUGUUUUUCAUGUGAGUGCUGGGUCUGUGGGAGAUACAGCAAAGCAAGGGUUAAAGACAAUGUCCAGGCGAAGAUGACUACAGCAGUGUGUAUUCAAAACCAGACAAGGGAGAGCUUUGAAGUGAGACUGCCGGAGACGCCUCUGCUCACCACGGACAAGAUAGGCAGGGGUGACUGCGGCAGUCUGUACUCGAAGCCAGAUGAGUGAGGACUUACUGUACACAAUAGAGGGUGCUGGAGACAGGUGAGAUAAGAAUAAUGGAAGGAUGUGAAACUUGCUUCUCUAACUUUAAAGUGUCAUCGGUUGCCAGCUUGUAGCUUCUAUUGACUUUAACACCUCCAUUGUGAAUGGCAAUUGAUCUUACAAGUAAGGAAUUGAACCAUAUACAAUUUACCAAAUGGUCAAUAUCCGUAACUGAUAAGCCAAUUCUGUAGAAAACCAGCAGUGUUCUGUCCUGGCUUCAGAGGAGUGUGGAUAACAGGGACUAUACUGUUCUCCUUAUGCACAAGUAGAAUAA
Messenger RNA from Mobula hypostoma (lesser devil ray), 2186 nucleotides. RefSeq names its product zinc-binding protein A33-like. Gene Ontology annotation, molecular function: ubiquitin protein ligase activity; protein binding; zinc ion binding. Gene Ontology annotation, cellular component: cytoplasm. Bases 1 to 1413 code for a protein of 470 amino acids. Gene Ontology annotation, biological process: protein ubiquitination. Lineage: Eukaryota; Metazoa; Chordata; Chondrichthyes; Myliobatiformes; Myliobatidae. The record is from RefSeq and is a predicted model, not a curated record. The transcript has 6 exons.